Molecule: messenger RNA, 1897 nt
Organism: Teleopsis dalmanni
Lineage: Eukaryota; Metazoa; Arthropoda; Insecta; Diptera; Diopsidae
Product: NKAP family protein CG6066-like
Exons: 2
Coding region: 239-1804 (521 amino acids)
Biological process (GO): regulation of gene expression
Cellular component (GO): nucleus
Molecular function (GO): chromatin binding
Source: RefSeq, a predicted model, not a curated record
UAAAUUAUUAUAGAUUUACAUAGCCAAUAUUCUUCUUCUAUGUUAGGAUAUGAACUUGCUUUUUAGGAAUUAUGACAAUGAAGUUGGCAACGCGAAUCAAUUUUGACGUUGCAUUGUCAGCUUGGUUGCAUGAAAAAUUGUUUUCGUAUCUAUACAGAUUUAAAACACAAAAAAAAUUAUUAUUGGUGAACAAGAUCGUACUUAAAUAAAUAUUUUAAAUUUAUACAAUAUUGCAAAUAUGAGUGGGCGAAUCCGUUCACCUACCACCAAAAGUUCGAAAAGAUACAAAUCACGUACGCGUUCCAGAAGUUCUAGCCGCAGUACGAGUAGUUCGGGAAGUGAUAGUAGCAGUAGUGAAAGUAGUGCUAUUAGUAAACAUAGUCGCAAUAAAUCAAGGAGAAGAACACGAUCAAGAAGUCCAAAGAAUAAAAGACGUGAUCGUUCACGCUCAAGAGAAAAAAGUAGUAUAGUACAGAGAAAGAGAUCACCUUCUAAAAGCACUAAUAAACGCCGUAGUCCACAACGUAGUUCCCGCCGUUCUCGUUCGCGCCAGAAAGAUAAUAAAACUUCGAGCCGGCAUCAAACCAACUCUAGAAGAUCACGUUCACGUGAAACAAAUCCAUUCAAACGUAAACAAAUUUCAAGUUCUAGUAGAAAUUCUGAAAGGAGAAGAUCACGCUCUAAAAGUAAUGAUGUUAGAGACAAUGGUUCAAGACAUCGAAGAUCCAGAUCACACUCGAGAAGUCACAAUAAUAAUUCAAAAUCAAAUACACAUGAGAAUGAUAGACACUCACAUUCAAUCAGUAAAAAUACUGAAUAUAGUAUUAACAGCGAACGUUGGCCAAACGAUAGAUUUCAUGAUAAUAAUUAUUUACCACGUGAUACAAAACCUCAUAGACCACAUGGUGAAUCUAAUAGAAGACACAAAACUGAAAUGAAAUAUAUGGACACCAGACGUUUACAGCGUGAAAGUAUUGGCGCUGAAGGCGUUGCUGAAAUAUGGGGUAAAAGUCCUGCACAUAUCGAAAAUUUUUCAUGUGCUGAAAGCGAUGUGGAAUUGUUGGAACAUACAUAUAAAGGACCAACAAAAAAGAAAAAGAACAAAAAAAUGUCUAAAAAGAAAUCAAAAAAAUCUAAGAAGAAAAAAUCAAAAACUAGUAAAAAAUCUAAAAAAAGAAAAUCUAAAAAAUCUUCAUCGUCUGAUUCUUCAGCUACAUCCGAUGAGAGUUCUGAUGAUAGUUCCGAUGAUAGUACAAGUAGUUCAAGUUCUGAUACUGAAGGUGAAGGCGAAGGAGAGGAAGUUUGGGUAGAAAAAAGUGCUUCUGAUAAAAAGAAACGCAAGAAAACAAAAGAUAAAAAGUUAAAGAAAAAUAAAGAAAAAAUAAAUUCCGAUAAAAUUGCAACAUCAAAAACAAGCAUAAAUGAUAAUGAAGAGUUUGGACCCACCUUGCGUCAAACUACCGGCUUAAACCAAAAAGAUUUUGGACGUGCACUGUUGCCUGGUGAAGGUGCUGCAAUGGCAGCAUACAUUGCUGAAGGAAAACGCAUACCCCGACGUGGUGAAAUUGGUCUUACUUCUGAGGAAAUAGCAACGUUCGAAGAUGUGGGUUAUGUUAUGAGUGGCAGCAGACAUCGUCGUAUGGAAGCGGUACGUAUACGUAAAGAAAAUCAGAUCUAUUCUGCUGAUGAGAAGCGAGCACUUGCUAUGUUUAGCAAAGAGGAACGACAGAAGCGUGAAAAUAAAAUUUUAUCACAAUUCAAGGAGAUGAUCAACUCUAAACUCCAUGCAAAAGAAAAGAAAUAAUGGAUGUAUUUGUAGUGUGAUGCAUGUAGCAUAAUAAUAAGCUUCAUUAAACUGUAAAAAGUAAUUAUCAUUAAAGCAACUCAUUGUAUGAUA